Molecule: messenger RNA, 1021 nt
Organism: Hypoxylon trugodes
Lineage: Eukaryota; Fungi; Ascomycota; Sordariomycetes; Xylariales; Hypoxylaceae
Exons: 3
Coding region: 134-559 (141 amino acids)
Biological process (GO): endosome transport via multivesicular body sorting pathway
Cellular component (GO): fungal-type vacuole membrane; fungal-type vacuole lumen
Molecular function (GO): ubiquitin protein ligase binding
Source: RefSeq, a predicted model, not a curated record
UAACUUCUUCACCUUCCUACACCUUACGAUAUCUUUCCCAACAUAUUAUUUAUUUCAUUACAAUUCCUAUAUUAUUCCUAAGGUUUCUUUGAUAGAAACAAUAUUUCUCUCUAUCAAGAGAGAACCCAUCACCAUGUGUUCCGCAGACUUAUUCCUCGGCCUGAUAGCCAUUCUCUUCCCUCCUCUACCUGUCUGGGUUAGACGCGGCCUCUGUUCCGCCGACUCUAUCAUUAACAUCCUACUCUGCGUGCUAGGCUACAUCCCCGGCCUCAUCCACUCCUGGUACAUAAUCUCCAAGUUCCCCGAAGCCUACGAGUACGACCCGACCCCAGAAGACCGCGAAGGUGGCGGCCGCGUCACCUACGUAUUCGUCCAACAGCCCGAAUCCCAACCGCGACCCAAGCCCUCCAACAACUCCUCGCAGCCGAACUACGGCACCAACGGCGGUGCAUCUUCCGUCGCCGGUCCCGCGAACGGAGAAGGAAGCCAUGGUGGUCCCGCACCCCCGACCUACGCCGAGGCUGUGAAAGGCGACAACAAGGUUCAGACCCAAGACUAGGCGUCAUUUACUCCCUUCGAUACGCCUUCGAGGCGCUCGCGGUCCCGAAUAUUCCGGCAAUCGUCGCUUGGUUUGUUCGUACGAGACUUUCGGCUACCAAGGAGUUUACCCGGGCUAGGGUAUAUAUGGAGGGGCUAGGUAGAUGUAGGUAUCACCUAUCACGACUCUGGUGUGAAUAGGACGAUUAUCAGGAGUUAUGGGGGUCAAAUUUGGUUCGGACAAACGUAUUUCAUUUUACUCUCAUCAUCGAUCGGUUUGAUUCACGGCAGCAAGUAUCAUUGAUUUUUCUCAGGACGGCAUGUAACACUAUCACUGUAAAAAGGUCGUGAAGACAAGGCUAGGCAAUACGUUUUCUCUUUUUGAUAGAAGCACGAUCAUUCCCAUUUACAACUUCUGUUAGUAAUAGCUGAUGACAUUCUUAUGUCCACACCUCCUUCGUGACGUUCUUACCGUCGCUUUCGU